GGGGCGCGUUGGGCCCUUGUCCGGACGGGAACGGGACGGUUUUAUAAAGAAGGCUUCUAUUAGCCGCGUACAGAUAGACAAGCAACUCCAGUCCAACCACCAAGAACAACCGGAACAGAAGAGGAGAGGAGAAGAGAAGAGAAGAGAGGAGGCUCCCCAGUUGGUACCAAUUCUCGCAGAGAUAAGGAGAAGCAAUCAGACAUGAGAACCCAAGCGCUGUUCUUCCUGACAUUCGCCCUUCUCGCCGUGCUCGCGCAAUCCAGCAACAGGCACCACCACCACCACCACCACUCCCAGGUUCAAAGCAGAGUCUGGCUCACGCGUUCCGAAUCGAUCUCUGGUUUCAGGGCAGGGAGGAGGAGGAGGAGGGGAGCUUGCGAGCCGGGGCAAGGCGGCGGCGCGAGCGUGGCCGUGCUGCGACAGCUGCGGCGGGUGCACCAAGUCGGAGCCGCGGCGGUGCCAGUGCCUGGACGCGGUGCCCCGCGGGUGCCACCCGGCGUGCAGGGACUGCGUCAAGUCCAGUCUCAGCGCCGACCCGCCGGUGUACCAGUGCAUGGACCGCGUCCCCAACUUCUGCCAGCGCCGCUGCACCGCGCCCGCCGCCGCGCACUGACCGCCCGCCCGGCCGUGCUGACGACUGAUUUCUGCUUUGCUCUUUGACCCACCAACCGCUCCCACCGCCCACCCGCCGCCGGAUCCUGUGUCUCAAGGCCAGCUGUGGAUUAGGAUUUUUGUGUGUGUAAAAACUACAUAGAGAUGAAGAAUCUGUAAUCUUGGACGCUGCAGUGGUGUCCUUUUUUUUUUUCUGUGUAUGUGUAUGGUUGACUCUUGUUGUCUGUGAGGAGAUGAGCACGGUGAAUCACCGAGAUUGGAGAAAAGACACUGGCUUUUCUUGCCGUUUAGUAUGAGCUUUCGUCAGGGAU
Messenger RNA from Sorghum bicolor (sorghum), 923 nucleotides. RefSeq names its product Bowman-Birk type trypsin inhibitor. The transcript is spliced from 2 exons. The record is from RefSeq and is a predicted model, not a curated record. Bases 202 to 660 code for a protein of 152 amino acids. NCBI's taxonomy places the organism in Eukaryota, Viridiplantae, Streptophyta, Magnoliopsida, Poales, Poaceae. Gene Ontology annotation, cellular component: extracellular region. Gene Ontology annotation, molecular function: serine-type endopeptidase inhibitor activity.